UCCCGUUCGGUCAUUACUUCAUCAUUCUUUUUGCCUAUUUUUCAGAAACUGUACGACGAAGGGGCGAGAAAUUUUUGGAUUCACAACACAGGUCCUUUAGGAUGCUUGGCUCAGAACGUUGCUAAAUUUGGAACAGACCCAUCAAAGCUUGAUGAAUUUGGAUGCGUCAGUUCACACAACCAAGCCGCCAAACUCUUCAAUUUACAGCUUCAUGCUCUCUGUAAAAAACUGCAGGGCCAAUAUUCAGAUGGCAACGUCACAUACGUCGAUAUCUACUCGAUAAAAUCGAAUCUCAUCGCCAAUUAUUCACGACUCGGUUUUGAGCAACCUAUUAUGGCUUGUUGUGGCUAUGGAGGUCCACCGCUCAAUUACGACAGUCGAAUCGUGUGCGGACACACGAAGAUGUUAAACGGGACGUUGGUGACGGCGAAAGGAUGCGACGAUAGCUCGGAGUAC
Molecule: messenger RNA, 456 nt
Organism: Cucurbita pepo subsp. pepo (vegetable marrow)
Lineage: Eukaryota; Viridiplantae; Streptophyta; Magnoliopsida; Cucurbitales; Cucurbitaceae
Source: RefSeq, a predicted model, not a curated record